CCCUUUCGGCCCUCCCUCGGCCCCAUUUCCGGCCUGGGCGAGGGAGGGGGGCGCGGCGCAAGCAGGGGCGGCCGCUGCUGCUGCUGCGUGAGGCGAGGCCGGGGCUGGGCUGGAGGGGCCGACGGAGCCCCCCGAGGUGAGCGAAGCGGGGCCGCGUGUGCGGCGCAGGGGGCGGGGAAGAGGACCUCCCCCGCCUCGGUCGUGUUUACUCGCGAGGAAGCCCAUCCCCGGCCGCGGGGGCCGACCCCCGAGUAAAGCUGCGCCGCCUGCGCGCCUCCAGGCUCGGUGUUUACUCGCAGAUUUCGUUGCUCCGUGGCGGCCGUAGCUGGAGCCUGGGCCAGCAGAACUCCCCUCUCGCCACAGACAUGCCAACGGCAGGAUGAAGCUGCAGGCCGUGGUGGAGCAGCUGCAGAAACAGCAGCAGCAGCAGCAGCAGACGACCCCCCUGCAGAUGGAUUCCAGGGAGAGGCAGCAGAGGCAGAUGCGCGAGGCGCAGCUGCACUACGGCCCGCAGCUGACGGCGCAGCAAGCGGCGUUCUCGGCUGCGUCCGGCAAGCCUUCCGGCGGCGCGGCCCACCCUCCUCCGGCCCGAGUCCCGCCUGUGUUCGGGGCUGCCCGAACGUUCGACCAGAGCAGCGUGAACUCGGAGGAGGAGGAGGACGAGGAAGGCGAUGAGGACUUGGAAGACCGGGACCUGGAGGAGGAUGCCGCCUCGCGGGGCAAGGACGUGUGCUCUGCGCUGAAGUAUUUCCAGGCUUCCAAAGCGGUCCCCCACAACCAAAGAGUGGCUUCCUCCUCGCACCCCCUGCCAGCCCUGGGGGCGCAGCGAGGACACCAGGGAAAGGAAGAGCAGGGUAAAGAGGCUGCAACCCCCCUGUAUUCUGGCUCCACGUCCGGGAGGCAGACUUGGAGGCUGGACGAGCAGCAGCUGAAGCAGAACGGGAACCUGAGCUGGAAUGAAGACGCGGACAACAGCCGAGGAAGAGAGGUGUCUCGAGAUUUUGCCAAGUUGUACGAACUGGACGGAGAUCCCGAGCGGAAGAAGUUCUUGGACGACCUCUUCGUUUUCAUGCAGAAAAGGGGAACGCCAAUCAACCGCAUCCCCAUCAUGGCGAAGCAGAUCUUGGACCUCUACAUGCUCUACAAGCUGGUGACCGAGAAGGGUGGGCUGGUGGAAAUCAUCAACAAGAAGAUCUGGCGGGAGAUCACCAAAGGGCUCAACCUCCCCACCUCCAUCACCAGUGCCGCCUUCACGCUUCGCACACAGUAUAUGAAGUACCUCUACGCCUACGAAUGUGAGAAGAAGGCUUUAAGCUCCCCCGCGGAGCUGCAAGCCGCCAUCGACGGCAACCGGCGGGAAGGACGCCGGCCCAGCUACAGCUCCUCCUUGUUCGGCUACUCUCCUGCAGCCGCAGGGGCGCCGCCUUCACUCCUGUGCCCCCCCAAGAUCCGCUUCCCAGUCGUCAGCCUCGCCCCCAGCGGGACAACCAGCAGCCCUCACCUGUCUCUGGCAGCAACUCUCAGGAAAGGCGAUGGUACCCCCGUGACCAUGUCCACGCCAAAUCGUGUUGCCAUGCCUGUGACCUUGGCUAGCCAGCAGGCCACGGCGGCGGCCCGGACAGCCACCCUGGAGCAGCUGAGGGAGCGGCUGGAGUCCGGGGAACCCCCCGAGAAGGUCUCGCGGAUGACGGAGGAGGAGCAGCGGUUCGUGCAGCAGGCCUUCCAGCGCAACCUGUUCAGCAUGGCCCGGCAGCUGCCCAUGAAGAUCAAAAUCAACGGCCGAGCAGAAGAUAAGUCAGAUUCGGCGGCGUCAGCAGCGUCGGCAUUGAAUUGGACCCCGUCUGGCUUUGGAAGCAUCAACAUGUCGGUGGAAAUCAAUGGCACAAUCUAUGCUGGGGUGCUGUUUGCCCAGAAGCCGGUCGUUCACCUCAUCGCUGGAUCCAGCACGCAGAGUACCGGCGGCGGAAGCAGCAACAGCUCCCACUGUUCCCCCAGCCCCACCUCGUCCAGGGGCACCCCCAGCGCUGAGCCCUCAACCAGCUGGUCUCUCUGAGGGAAACCGAGGGGCAGGUCUCCGGCAAACCUGAAAGGAGCCCGCUGAGUUUUCUCUUUCUUUCUUUUUUUUUUUUAAAAAAACCCUCACUUGAGGGCACCCGCUUUUGCGACGGGCUGACGACAGAGAACGGGAGAUUCCGUGCUGGUUGAGUUCCCUGCGGGGACGGUUCUCGCGGCCUGUCCUCAACCUUUCUUCAGGUUCUAACUGUGUCCUUGACGGCGGAGGGAGGUGGAGAAAAGGGACACAGGGCGUGUUUCAAUCAGGGAUUCUCUCGAGGGGCUGCGCGUUUCUGCAGAUGACCGAGCAUCGCCGUGGUAGCGGAAGGCUGGAGGGGGGGUUAGGAACCCAUUCCACAAAUCGGAAGCCAAAAAGAGCAUGCUUUUUAAUUAUUUUUAAAAAAAUGUCUGCAAGUGUAUUGACAAUCCUUACCUGGGAGGCGGUAGUGGGACAUGGCUGAUUCUCUCUUGCCCUCCCUCUUAGAUUCUUUGCAACUUGGCACGUGCGUUCACUGACUCACUCGACCAUUCUGUGCAUCGAUGGCAUGAAUCUCCUCUUUUCCUGUCCCGUUCUGUCCCGUUUGCCCCUUCUUUCUUGAGUUCAGCCUGCCGCCUUCCUCCGGAGGGUGUUAAUGGUGCAAGAAUGUGUCUGCUACAUCUGCAGUGAGACUUGGGGAAGGGGAGAGGGUAUCGGUGCUGCCUUCUCCAUGCUGAAGACUUUCACAAGCUCCCGGAAAGACCGCCUCCCAGCCGAGCUGAGCCUUCCUCUUCUCAUUCACGGGUACAGAGACCUUUGGGGCUUUUCUUCUCUUUGCCUGCCAAAUUUCUCAGAGUAAGGGCUGUUGGAGGUUUCCUCAAGAGGAGGGGUGCAGAUGUCAUACACAGCUCCCCUCCCAUUCUGUGGUGGCUCCCGACCUCCUCUGGGGCUCGGCAUUUGCUGCCAGGAUUCCCCCUUUCCAAAAUCGUCAGCAGGUCCAAGUGAUCUGUGUUCAGUUUUAUUAUCCUUUUAUCCUGCUCGUCGUCCAGAGGGCUCGGGAGAGCAACAUGCGGUUCUCCUUUUCCUCUGCAACGCCCCUGAGAGGGUAGGCCAAGCUGGUAACGAGCAAUAGGCUCCCAAGGUCAGGUGAGAGAGUGGUUUGAACCUCUCUGCCAUCCCGUCCCCUCGUCCGUCCGUUGUGCUCCGAUUGCUACCCCUGCUGACUCUGUGGGGCAUUUGCAAAAGGGAAAGCAACCUCUCCUUGCACACAGCAGGCUCCACCCCCACCUCGUGUAGCUACGUCACCCUCCCAAGCCCCUCCUCGUGUGUACUUCCUUUUGAAAUCAUCACAAGGAUCAGGGAAGCAGUCUGGGUUGUGUCCACAUCUGCCAUUUCUCCUCUUGAUGAUUUCUUCUAGAUGCUUCCCUGAUUGUCCUCCUCUUGCACCCGGGCACAACAGUCAUUCCGUGUAGGACCCUCUCACCCUCAUCUCGAUCCAUUCAUUCAUACCCACCCCACCCAGGUCAGCCUUCCCCUCUCCUACACCAGGGAUCUUGCUUUUCCUCCAGUUAUGCAUCCCAUUCAUUCAUACCUCCCCAGAUCAGCCUUCCCCUCCCCUACACCAGAGAUCUCGGUCAUCCUCCAGUUAUGCAUCCCAUUCAUUCAUACCCCCCCAUCAGCCUUGCCCUCCCCUACACCAGUGAUCUCGGUCAUCCUCCAGUUAUGCAUCCCAUUCAUUCAUAACCCCCCCAUCAGCCUUGCCCUCCCCUACACCAGAGAUCUCGGUCAUCCUCCAGUUAUGCAUCCCAUUCAUUCAUAACCCCCCCAUCAGCCUUGCCCUCCCCUACACCAGUGAUCUCGGUCAUCCUCCACUUAUGCAUCCCAUUCAUUCAUAACCCCCCAAAUCAGCCUUGCCCUCCCCUACACCAGUGAUCUCGGUCAUCCUCCACUUAUGCAUCCCAUUCAUUCAUAACCCCCCCACCCCGAUCAGCCUUGCCCUCCCCUACACCAGUGAUCUCGGUCAUCCUCCACUUAUGCAUCCCAUUCAUUCAUAAUCCCCCACCCCGAUCAGCCUUGCCCUCCCCUACACCAGUGAUCUCGGUCCUCCUCCACUUAUGCAUCCCAUUCAUUCAUAAUCCCCCACCCCGAUCAGCCUUGCCCUCCCCUACACCAGUGAUCUCGGUCAUCCUCCACUUACGCAUCCCAUUCAUUCAUAACCCCCCCCCCCCGAUCAGCCUUGCCCUCCCCUACACCAGUGAUCUCGGUCAUCCUCCACUUAUGCAUCCCAUUCAUUCAUAAUCCCCCACCCCGAUCAGCCUUGCCCUCCCCUACACCAGUGAUCUCGGUCAUCCUCCACUUAUGCAUCCCAUUCAUUCAUAACCCCCCAAAUCAGCCUUGCCCUCCCCUACACCAGUGAUCUCGGUCAUCCUCCAGUUAUGCAUCAGCCUCUCCUGAGCAGAUAAAAAUAUACCUCAGAAAAUAUGUACUUAAUUGCUGUGUGUGUAUGUGUGCGCGUGUGUUGUUUUUUUUCCCCUCCUCUCUCUGUUCUGGAAGGAUUUGCGUAUGCUAAAACUUCUUUUUAUAUGUCUUGUUGACUGCUUGUAUUUUUUUUUAUUUUAUAUAUCGUAGCACCAAAGACACACCCAGCCCCCUCAAAACGGAACCCCUGAGUGGGAAGGUUCAGGUAGCUUUUCGAGAUCUCCCGAUUUGGCACGGAAGCACUUGGCUUAUAGUAUCUCAGGCAAAGGGGCUGCUAGUGGCAGCGGUCGCUGGUGGAUCUCUCAGGCCGGCUUGUCUUAUUCUUGAUUUAAAAAAUUAAAGGUGUGUAUAUGUGUCAAGGGGUCAGGGUUUCUGGAACACCCCAGGUUAGACAUGUACUGAUUUCCCCAUGCACCGGAUCGCCUUUUCUCUUCCCCUGAUUCUCUAAGCGCUGCUCACAAGAAGCGGUGACGGAAAGGAAGGUAGGCCUGUCCACAGCACUCCCGAGUUUGUACGCUCCGAGCCCCGGCGUACAUGGUAGGUAUGAACUCGGGACUGGAACGAUUAAGAGUCUUUGGUUCAAAAAAUCAGCUGGGUCUCAUCACGAUUCCAAAUAGAAUCCCCCCUCCCCAUAUAAGACGCCUUGUUGACAGUGGUCACUUUCCAGAGGGGAGGCAGGAUUUCCAUCUUGGAAAUUCCAUAGGCACUUUUAUCUUCGCUUCAGUUGCUGCUCUGUUGCCGUUCCCCCGAGCUGAGGGGAAAGACCACGUAGACACGUCAGGGAAGAAAAUCCCAGCUGGGCUUCUUUUCUGACCUCUCUGAGGCAUGUGGCAUUUGGAAGCAGCUCCCGUGGGAAAGAGUAAUUAGCUGAACACUCCCUAACCAGCAAAGCCGCCCUUUUUUGGUGUGUUGUCCAUUCAGUUACCAGCCGGGCCUUUUAAAAAAAAGAAAAGAAAAUGUGGUCGUGGGGUUCUGCCAGCCCAGAAGAUGAUUUCUGAGACCAGUGCUUCAGAGACUUUACAGUGGUAGCCCCCCCACAUCGGCACAUACAGAUCUGACCCUUCUGUGAGCAAGCUGGCCUCUCGAGGCGCAGCACGCUGCUUCUCUUUCCGACUGUAAGGUGAGGGCAAACGUAAAUGGGUAUCGCCCUGCUGAAGCCACCCUGGGGAAAAAAGGGGUUGCCCAGAAAAAUAGUUUGCAGCCCCCAUCCGAAGAGCAAAGCAGUCAUUCCGCAGGCCCUUGGGGUGAAUCCAGGCGCCCUUUGUCAACAAUUCUGUUCAGACCGUGACUCCUUGAGAGCUUUCCAUCCCUUGGGAAAAGAUUGAGACAGAAAAGGCUAGCUUAGAGAGCCAAAGCUGAAUUCAGGGAUUCAAGGGCUGUCUUCAAUUUUGUGCAAUAAAAGUUAGUCCCAGCAUGGCAGGUCAGAAAUGGGAGCAGGCCGAAGGGUUUUUUAUUUACUAAACCCACCAAUCUCAAUACUAGCUUUUUAAUUUUUAUUUUGGUGGGCAGCGAAACUGGGCAGGUAGCGUAGGGCCUCAUCCCGCGGUGACUUUGGCUUUCUCCUCGGUGCAGAAUCUGCAUCGUAAUCCAGCGAUCAGUCCCCCUUGUUUCUCUGGGAUGUUUAAUUGUUUGCACCUUGAGUUUCCCUUCCCAUGCAAAAAAGCUUUGUUGGAUUGAAGACACCUCCCCAGCCUUGUUAGGCUUCAGCGCCCCAACAUUCAGCAAGCCCCAAUUUUCCUCCCCGAGUGCCUGAACAAAAUGGAAGGGGAACUUUUUUUAAAGCGAACAUUCGGCAGCCGGAACGGAUUCCGCGAAUAUUCUCCAAGACGAAUCGACGGUUGCGUGCCUGCCUUCAUUUCUUAGCUACCUAGGUUGGUUGGUCCCUGUUUCAAAACUUGUAAUUCUCGCCCUCCUUUGCAAAUGUAGGAUUCUGAAUCACUGCUCAAGGAGGGGUUUUAUUGAAGGGGGGGCGCUUUUCCUGAAUGAAUGUGGGUUUGGGAUGGGUUUUUUUUUGCAAAUUCGGAGGUCAAAACAGAAUUUUAAGAGUUGGUUGCAGUUGUGUUGGCCAGACGUGACUAUUAAGGCAGACCUGUUUUCUUAUCACUGCGUAUGCCCAGCUGCAUAUGAAUCAGGGGGCAGAGAUCCGUGGGGCCAUGUGCUAGUUGUAGGGGGCCUGAACCCUCCUCACGCUUCCUGCUUGCUUCUGACAUCACUUUCCCCCCUCAACUUGCUUUGGAUUUCUGGGCUUGACUUAACAAAAGCACUUGGGGGAAGAGAAAGACUCAGAGAGGGGAGAAUUCGUAUUUUGACCAACCUGCCCCUGUGGGCCUGAAAACCGAACCUCCACCAACCCUGCUUCGUGCACAGUUGGGGUAGAGCCAAAGCUUAAAACCGAUGCCUACAGCCUGUUUGUCUAACUUUGGCCCCGUUUCGCCUCGAACGUCGCAUACGCUUGCACAGAAAGCCGCUUGGAUCACAGAGGAAAAGUUUCCGCGCCACGAGAGUUUCCACGCCCCCGAGCUUCCCGGCUUAGCGGGGCACCGGGCAGGGACGACGAAGAUUGUCUGAAUCCAGUUCAGGGAAAAAGGGUAGACCAUUCUGGGAUUUGUAACCGUAUAUACCUCAUUUUAAAUAAGCUGCAGCAACGCUCUGGGGCCUUUUUCUUUCUGGGGUCAGCUGUUUUAAACUGUGAAAAUCACACCCCUUUCCCUCCGCCCUGGUUUUUUGAUGCUGGUAAUUUUGACUGCAUUGUUUUGUUUUUGUUUUCAAAGCCGUUUUAGCUGCUUUCACCGGGCUUUGGGGGGGGGCGGCGGCGAGGGAAGACUGGAAUGAGCUCGGAACCGGCAGCAGAAAAGUAGCUUGUUGGGCCGGUGGGGGGGGGGGAUGCUUUUGCCCAACCUGUCUUGGUUGCCGACCUUCAAAGAUUUCGAGGCACUCAGGGCUUUUGAUACGGGAGAAAGGGCUGUUCCUUCUAUGAGCUGGGUUUCCUUUGGCCUGGGCGCUCUGUCUCUCCCUCUCUAUGCUCCUUUGAGCACCAGGCCAAACUCCCAGCUUGUGAGAGGGGCAAAAACCAAACCCUCGAUCAAAGCAAGCGCCGGUCUUUGGGCCCAGUGUUUGACCCUUGAUCUCAGGACCCCCCAGCCUGUCUUAACCUGAGACUUUUUUUAGCUGGCGAUUCCGAGGACUCGAAACUGGGACCUUCUGCACGCCGGCGAGCCUGUGUCGACUGACCAUGCUUCUCUUUUGAGUCUGGCAAAGGGGGACCCGAAGCUUUCUGGCUGUACCAGAAGAUUUAAGGAUACUGUUCCUUUGACCAUCGAGGUGGGAGGGAGGAAGCGCCCCCCCCCAUCCUGCCCCAAGUCUGCUCAGGGCUGUCCUGAACAAACCAGCUUGGAUACGCGAAGUCCUUUCCCCAGCUCUUUCCGGGCGGGUUCCGAGGACAAGCUGCUCCCCCGAUCAGCAGCCGCCGCCGCCUUGCGACUAGUUUUAUCAUUAACUAUUUAAAGGAAAAUAAAAUGUGAUAGCCUAGAUGGUGAAUUAAAUACCUCAGAUGUGUCCUUCCAGCAAGUCGUCUGUAUAUGUUGUUGUUGGAUUUUUUUUCUAUCUUACAUGUUAUCUGAAUGUUUAUAUUCCAAUAAACUUCUACCUCUUCAUA
Sphaerodactylus townsendi is the source of this 8162-nucleotide messenger RNA. RefSeq names its product AT-rich interaction domain 3B (gene ARID3B). The record is from RefSeq and is a predicted model, not a curated record. Gene Ontology annotation, molecular function: DNA binding. Gene Ontology annotation, biological process: regulation of transcription by RNA polymerase II. Gene Ontology annotation, cellular component: nucleus. The transcript has 9 exons. NCBI's taxonomy places the organism in Eukaryota, Metazoa, Chordata, Lepidosauria, Squamata, Sphaerodactylidae. Bases 380 to 2053 code for a protein of 557 amino acids.